AUGGCUCCUCGUCCGUUCAAGCCCCUCGAUAUCGAGGAUACAAUUUCCAAGCUCUCUCUGAAUGAAAAGACACGCCUGUUGGCUGGUAUCGAUAUGUGGCAUACGUAUGCAGUUCCUCGCUUAGGGAUUCCAUCACUUCGCUUCACUGACGGGCCGAACGGAGCUCGUGGAACCAAAUUUUUCGAAGGUGUCCCUGCUGCGUGUUUCCCCGCUGCGACUGGUCUGGGGUCGUCCUGGGACGUCGAAUUCAUUGAAAAAGUCGGCCAAGCGAUUGGUCGCGAUUGUAAAGAUAAAGGAUGCCACGUUCUCCUCGGCCCGACGAUCAACAUCCAGCGAUCGCCUCUAGGCGGCCGCGGCUUCGAAUCAUACUCGGAAGACCCGCUCUUGUCCGGCACGUUGGCUCGCGCAUUCAUCAAGGGCGUUCAGUCCGAAGGUGUCUCGGCCACCAUCAAGCACUAUGUUACCAACGAUUCCGAGUUUGAGCGGAUGUCCAUGUCCUCCGAACUCUCGACUCGCGCACUUCGUGAGAUUUAUCUCCGUGCGUUUGAGAUUGCUUGCCGUGAUCCCGAGUCGGCUCCUUGGGCUUUGAUGACCGCAUAUAACCGCGUAAAUGGUUUGCAUGCAUCGGAGAAUAAAUAUCUCCUCGAUUCUGUUCUUAGGAAACAGUGGGGAUGGGAUGGACUCAUCAUGUCUGACUGGUAUGGCACAUACUCCGCCGAUGCCUCAAUCAAGGCUGGUCUUGAUCUUGAGAUGCCUGGCCCACCAACUUGGCGCGCGGACGCUCUCCAGCGCUGCGUCACUGCUCAGAAAAUCAGGGUGCCUGAGAUCGACGAUCGCGUUUUGAAAUUGAUUAACCGGGUCGCCGAGUCUGGUAUUCCCGAGAACGCUGACGAGACCGGAGAACCCAAGCCCGAGACUGUCAGCUUGUUGCGCGAGGCUGCUGCUCAUGCCAACGUUCUUCUCAAAAACUCCGAAUCGCUUCUUCCCCUUUCUGCCAAGGACGUCACUUCUAUUGGUGUCAUCGGUCCCAACGCAGAUGCGCCAGUAUUCUCUGGUGGAGGAUCCGCUAAUCUCCGGCCUUACAAGCACACCACCGCACUUGAGGGUAUCGCCGCCGCUCUCGCGGACGCAGGCAACAAGGUCGAGGUACAAUACACACUCGGGGCCCACGCACACAAAGAAGCUCCGCUUUUGGGUGCCAAGCACUUGAAGACCAAGGCCGGGGAGCCUGGCUACGACAUCGAGUGGUUCAACGAGGAUCCAGUUCAGAACCCCGAUGCAAAGAGGGUUCAUUAUAACCGUGGAACCACAUCGUUUGCGUUCUUCAACGAUAAUCUGCCGACAGAUGAUAUUCUUCACCAAGAAUGUUGGGCUACAAUGACUGGUAUUUUCACACCUGACGUUACUGGCAAGUACGAAUUUGGAGCGGCUGCGACCGGCCUUGUCGAUGUUUAUGUUGACGGAAAGAAGAUCAUCGACAACUCGACUAACCCCGUGCCUGGCCACGUUUUCUUCAUGACUGGAACUGUCGAAUUAUGCAACACCGUCGAGCUCACGGCUGGAAAGUCAGUCGAGAUUAUACUACAAUUCACCAGCCCGGUCGCCGCCCGUGCCAGGGGAUUCACCCAGGUUGGUGCAGGGUCGCUCUCCCUCGAGGGCCGCGGUGGUUGCCGCUGGGGCGGGGGACGUGCAUUUCAAGAUGAACAGGGUAUCAAGGAGGCGGUGGAUCUUGCUAAGAAGGUUGACAAGGUCGUGCUCGUAGUCGGUCUCAACAAUGACUGGGAAUCAGAGGGAUAUGAUAGGGAUAACAUGGAACUGCCACGAGCAACCAACCGGCUUGUCUCGGCAGUGCUCGAGGCAAACAAAAAUACGGCAGUAGUGGUCAUCAGCGGUACACCUGUCUCUAUGCCCUGGGCCGAUACUGCUUCGACAAUCGUGCAGUCAUUCUAUUCUGGAGGCGAAGCAGGUCAUGGCUUAGCCGAUGUACUGUUUGGCAAGGUUAACCCGAGCUCGAGGCUUCCACUUAGUUUCCCGGUUAGAGAUGAAGACACUCCGUCUUACCUCAACUUCCCUGGCCAGAACGGUAAAGUUCUUUACGCUGAGGGGGUAUUCGUUGGCUACAGGCACUAUCUCACAUACAAGAAGAAAGUCCUCUUCCCCUUCGGACAUGGUCUAUCUUACACACAAUUCGAGCAUUCCAAUCUAAAGCUUUCCGGAAAAAUUGGAAAGGACAGCGCUGUCAGUGUCUCCGUUACAGUCAAGAACACCGGAAAACAUACAGGCCGUGAUGUCGUUCAAGUAUAUGUUCGUGAUAUUGUCUCACGCCUAGAUAGACCGGUCAAGGAGCUCAAAGGCUUUGCGAAGUCAUCCUUGCUUGAUCCUGGAAAGUCCGAAACUGUUACUAUCAGUCUGGACAAGUAUGCGUUCGCGUACUUUGACGAUUGGGCUGGAGAGGGUCGCGAUGGCGAAGGAUUAUGGGUCGCUGAAGCGGGUGACUUUGAAGUCAUUGUGUCAUCCACGAGCGAGGAUGCUGGUAUCUCCUCGGGAAUCACUCUGGAGCAAUCAUUCGAAUGGAUUUGA
This is a messenger RNA of Rhizoctonia solani, 2580 nucleotides long. Its product is annotated as glycoside hydrolase family 3 protein. The coding region runs from base 1 to 2580 and encodes 859 amino acids. The record is from RefSeq and is a predicted model, not a curated record. Gene Ontology annotation, biological process: glucan catabolic process. Gene Ontology annotation, molecular function: beta-glucosidase activity. The transcript has 19 exons. Lineage: Eukaryota; Fungi; Basidiomycota; Agaricomycetes; Cantharellales; Ceratobasidiaceae.